This is a messenger RNA of Suncus etruscus (white-toothed pygmy shrew), 1053 nucleotides long. RefSeq names its product transmembrane protein 185B (gene TMEM185B). Lineage: Eukaryota; Metazoa; Chordata; Mammalia; Eulipotyphla; Soricidae. The coding region runs from base 1 to 1053 and encodes 350 amino acids. The transcript has a single exon. The record is from RefSeq and is a predicted model, not a curated record.
AUGAACCCCAGGGGCCUGUUCCAGGACUUCAACCCCAGCAAGUUCCUCAUCUACGCCUGCCUGCUGCUCUUCUCGGUGCUGCUGCCGCUGCGGCUGGACGGCGUCCUGCCCUGGAGCUACUGGGCCGUGUUCGCGCCGCUGUGGCUGUGGAAGGCGCUGGCGCUGCUGGGCGCGGCGGUGGGCGCGGCGGUGUGGGCGCGGCAGCCGCGGCCGCUGGCCGAGGGCGAGGCGCGCGUGGACUUCCAGGCCAUGCUGAUCGCCGCGGGGCUGCACCUGCUGCUGCUGCUCUUCGAGGCGCUGCUGUGCGACCGCGUGGAGCGCGGCGCGCACUUCUGGCUGCUGGUGUUCCUGCCGCUCUUCUUCGCGUCGCCCGUGGCCGUGGCCGCCUGCGUGUGGGGCUUCCGCCACGACCGCUCGCUGGAGCUGGAGCUGGCCUGCUCCGUCAACGUCCUGCAGUUCAUCUUCCUGGCGCUGCGGCUCGACCGCAUCGUCCGGUGGCCCUGGCUGGUGGUCUUCGUGCCGCUCUGGAUCCUCAUGGCCUUCCUGUGCCUCGUGGCGCUCUACUACGUCGUGUGGUCGCUGCUCUUCCUGCGCUCGCUGGAGGUGGCGGCCGAGCAGCGCCGCGCGCACGUGGCCAUGGCGGCCAGCUGGGCGCUCGUCGUCCUGCCCCUGCUGGCCUUCGAGGUGCUGCUGGUGCAGCGGCUGGACGGCCACAACGCCUUCCCCUUCGCCGCCCUCUUCGCGCCGCUCUGGCUGGCGCUGCUGACGCUGCUGGCCACCACGUUCCGCCGCAGGGGCGGCAACCCCUGGUGGUUCGGCCUCCGCAGGGACUUCUGCCAGUGCCUGCUCGAGCUCUGCCCCUGCCUGCGCGAGUACGGCAACAUCGCCUACGACCUGCACCGCGAGGACGGCGACGACGCCGACGAGGCCGCCGCGGCCGACGCGCCCAAGGGCACGCCCCUCUUCGGCAAGAAGGCCGGCCUGGCGGUCACCCAGAGCCCCGCCAAGUUCGCGCCCCCGCCCCCCAAGCUGUGCAUCGACAUGCCGGAUUAG